UGUUUUUUUUUUCGUUUUGUUCCUCUCUUGUCACGUUUCAGCUUAGAUUGUUGUUUUCUUUCGGCACGUUUCGACCGACCGCCGGUUGGUUUAUAGUUUAGUGGAAUUUUUUUUCAAAAUUCGUAUAAAUUUCAUCAAAGUUUGAUACUGAACAAGUUCAGACAACCAUGGGAAAGAAAUUCAAGAAAGGUUCCGGGCCCGAAGUUUCCGACGUUGCCGUGAAUAAGGCGGAGGUAAAAGGUGAUUCGUCCGGAAUCUUGGGCUUAUCGUCCAAAUCGAAGAAAAUCAAAAAACAGAAAAAGCGCGAGGCUGACUCGAAAGUUUUGACAGCGGUUCCCAACUCGGAAUCGAAAAUCCCGGAUGCAAUUGCAGUAAUCAAACACAAGAAACGUGAGAAUACGUUAACGGAAACGGCUCCGAAAAUCAAAGUUGAACAGCCGGUAUCUGGAACUCCUAAGAAAUCUAAAAAGCAUAAGAAAAAGAAGAACAAGGAUCACACUAACGGAACGAAUCCGGACGAUUCCCGAAAGGAAGUCGGAGGAAAAGAAGUCAAAGCUGAAGGAACAGGAAAGGAGGAUGCAUUGAAGGUGCCUAAGAAGCACAAGAAAAAAGACAAGCGCCGUGCCGAGAGAGCCAAAGCUGCACAAUUGCAGACAGGAACUGAAAUUCAACCUAAGGUCAAUGGAAACGAGACGCCGCCCACGAAGAAACAUAAGAAGCAUAAGCGCAAGUCUUCCGAAGUGGAACCGGAAAGCGUCCAGCAAGCACCAGAGAAGAAGCACGGUAAGAAUCUGACCACCGAAGUCAAAUCGGAACCGGAAACGAAGACCCAUGAAAAGGCCCUGGAAGCCGAUCGAGAUGUGGUCACGUCGGAAAGUGAAUCCGACGAUGAUGAAAAUGCUGUCCAGAGCGAAAUGGAUCAGGCCAAUCAGCUCAUUUUGAAAGCGGAAAAUGGAGACGAAUCAUCCGCAGAUGAAGGGCAAACGGAACAGAAAGCAAAUGGCAAGAAGGAGCAGGAAGUCAAGGAGGAGAAGACAGCGAAGCGAUUUACAGGUCCCGAACAUUCGAUUUUCAUCGGAAACCUCCCGAACACGGUCAAGAAGUCCACGAUGAAGUCGUUAUUCAAUCAGUACGGUAAAAUACUGACGAUUCGGUUCCGAUCCAAUGAUGGCAUCACGCUGUUCAAGAAGAAAGACCGGAAGGAGGCGAAGGCACUGAACUGUUACAUCCGCUUCGAGACCAAGCCGGAAGCGCAAGCGGCCUGUGCCAUGAACGGUCAACUGGUGGAAGGCAAUCGAAUCCGGGUGACGAUGCACAUGCAGAAACAGAUGGGCCAUGCUUCGUCCACCGUGUUCGUUGGGAACAUCAAUCGCAAAACCACCGACAACGAGUUGUACGAUUUCUUCAGCCGCGUCGGCGAGAUCGAAUACGUACGGCAGAUUGCCGACAAAGGCAUCGGAUACGUGUGCUUCAAGAAGGGAGUGUCAAUCGCCAAGGCUCUGAAAAUGAACGAGCAAAUGCUCAACGCACGGCCAUUGCGCAUCAUGAAGGUGGACCCAAACAAACAGGGUCAGCGCAAGAACAAGAAGGGUAAUCUAGUCGACAAACGUCGAGGCGGCAAACCACCGACCAGCGACGAAAAGAACCGCAAACAGGACGGAGGACCUAAGCCGAAAGCCCAGGCGAAGGACUUCCACGGCUCUGUUGCCCACAAUAAGAUGGGCAAGAAGAAACACAAGACUAACAAGAAGGGCGGUGGGGACAAGAAGAAGAAGCUCCUGGCGCAGAAGUUGAACGCUGCCGCCAGCAACAGUCGAAAUAAGUAAGCUUUACAUUAUGUACAACAGGACUGUAAAUGUUUUAUUUUACUCGUGAAAUACAUGAAUUCAGUGACAAACUCAA
Molecule: messenger RNA, 1902 nt
Organism: Aedes aegypti (yellow fever mosquito)
Lineage: Eukaryota; Metazoa; Arthropoda; Insecta; Diptera; Culicidae
Product: RNA-binding protein 34
Exons: 3
Coding region: 168-1826 (552 amino acids)
Molecular function (GO): RNA binding
Source: RefSeq, a predicted model, not a curated record